Molecule: messenger RNA, 1629 nt
Organism: Colletotrichum destructivum
Lineage: Eukaryota; Fungi; Ascomycota; Sordariomycetes; Glomerellales; Glomerellaceae
Product: Putative clathrin adaptor, mu subunit, Longin-like domain superfamily
Exons: 3
Coding region: 1-1629 (542 amino acids)
Biological process (GO): intracellular protein transport; endocytosis
Cellular component (GO): cytoplasmic vesicle; clathrin adaptor complex
Source: RefSeq, a predicted model, not a curated record
AUGAACGGCGUUAUUGAAGCGCUGCACAUUUACGAUGAGCACAACCAUGCCAUCCUGUCGCACACGUACACUUCCCGCCCGCUGUCGGCGCAACACCUCCUCCCCCUCUACCUAGAGCACCCCGCGCCGCGACCGAACCUGAUCUACCUGCCGAACACGAAUCCACCGACGCUCGUCUUCAGUCUCAACCACGCCAAUCUCUUGUUUCUGGCGACCUCGUCCUCUGAAAUCGAACCCCUCCUCGUUCUCGAGUUCGUCCACCGCAUCAUCGACGUCUUCGAGGAGUUCCUUGGCGCCCCCUUGCUGGCGCACAAGAUCGAGAGCAAUUACGAUGUCGUUGCGCAGCUUCUCAACGAAAUGUGCGACGCCGGCACCAUCAGCACGACCGAACCGAACGCGCUGAGGGACUUGGUGGAGGUGGAGGGCUGGGUUGGCAAGCUGCUCGGCAGCAUUAACCUGCCAGGGAAACCCGGUAAUUUUGGCACGGGUUUUGCCAACCCGAGCGCGCCAUCGUUGAUCGCACAGAAUACCCCGGCGUUGCCCUGGCGCAGAGCUAACGUCCGGCAUACAUCUAACGAGAUGUACUCGGACAUCGUCGAGACCCUGACAGUCACGCUCGCGCCUUCUGGGAGGCCGCUAGCAGCAUUUGCAAAUGGCACGAUAGCCUUCACCUGCAAGGUUUCCGGUAUGCCCGACAUUGUCAUGACCUUGACGAGUCCAUCCGGAAAACACAACUUGGCGGGCUUCAUGGACCUCCCCGUGUUCCACCCGUGUGUGCGCUUAGCCCGGUGGAAGGAGCGGCCGGGCGAGCUUAGCUUCAUACCGCCAGACGGACGGUUCAUCUUGGCCAGCUACGAGGUCGACCUCUUGCCAUUCACAAAUGGCAAGAGUGGCAGCCUGAGCGCGAACAAUCUCAAGUUGCCUGUCAACAUUGAGAUGAAGACGGGUCUGGGCCCGCUGGGCUCUGACUUUGAGGUUCGAUUACAUGUAAACAGGGUGCUAGGAGCAAGUGGCCCAUCGGCAGCAAGCCAGUACGGACGAGGCGGAGGCGGAGCAGGUCGAGGAUUCGGAGGGCCUCAUCCCGGCACACCAUCAUCACCGCUUAUGGAGGAUCUUGUGGUGACAGUGCCCCUGCCAGCCGAGGUUAGGAACCUGUCAGAGCUGCGGCCAAGCAAAGGCGACGCGAGCUUCAACCCCAGUGAAAGGGUCCUCGAGUGGCAUGUGCCCACAAAGGAGCUGUCUACCGGCACGUCCUACUUCGGUCUCAAGUGUACCGUGGUAGGACAGCCGGUGGACGAGGACGAGGAUGAGCUUGACCCGAACGGUUUCGGUUUCGGGAAGGCGUACGGCUACGACGAGCCGUACCAGAGCAGUCCGGUCCAGUCGAAGAAGCCGACCGAGAAUGCCGAUGACGAGAAGGACGCGAAGAGGGUGGCGCAGAACAAAAUGCUGAUGCCAAGCUCGGCGUCGGUCAGCUUCUCAGUCAAGGGGUGGCUGCCGAGCGGGCUCAAGGUGGAGAGCAUCAUGCUCGACCCGCGCAAAAGUAAAGGCCUCGGCGAGGGCGUGAAGCCGUACAAGGGCGUCAAGUACCUGACAGUAAGCAAGGGCGGUGUAGAGACGCGGUGUUAG